Molecule: messenger RNA, 1790 nt
Organism: Cucumis melo (muskmelon)
Lineage: Eukaryota; Viridiplantae; Streptophyta; Magnoliopsida; Cucurbitales; Cucurbitaceae
Exons: 6
Coding region: 432-1409 (325 amino acids)
Biological process (GO): Golgi vesicle transport
Cellular component (GO): membrane
Source: RefSeq, a predicted model, not a curated record
UUUUUUUCACUUAUGGAUUUCCGCAUCACCGCACACGGAGCUGAUCCAACGGUAAAGAUGAGAUCAAGAAAUCUACUGGCCAGUUAGAAUCUUACACGUCGUGAAGAUGGAGGAAUAUACGUAUGGAGGAAUACAGCGGCUUAAAACUUGCAACUUCUGCAAAUAAGGAAAGGAAAGGGAAAGGGAAAGGGAAAGGGAAAGGGGAAGGGAAGGGAAAGGAAGAAGAAGGAAUCGCUUCUACGUAUCUUUUCUCUUUCUCGAUUCUCUGUUUAAUCUUAUUGACAGAGGAGAGGGGAAGAGGGAGUGAAGAUUGCGAUUUCGCUUCCUCUUUUUCCUUUUUGUGUUUUUGUUUUUGAUUGGUCGAUUGAUUGAUUCAUCGUUCUUCUCCAACGGGCAACGACCUUGUUGUGUUAUUCGUGCUGUGGUUUGAGAUGUCGGUUGCACGGAGUUUUGAUCUGUGGCAGAAAGAUGCUUUCUUUUCCGCCGCUGAGGAGGUGCAAGAAUCGGCUGACAUAUUGGAAUCCACAUACAGGGCAUGGUUAAGAGAGAAAAGAGCAAAGUCAAUGGUAGAAAAUUUGGAUGAAUUCACCAGGGAGUUGCGAACUGCACUGGGAACGGCCAAAUGGCAGUUGGAAGAGUUUGAGAAGGCUGUAAGGUUGAGCCAUAGAAAACAUGGGGAUGCUACUAAGCUGGAUAGACAUAGACAAUUUAUUGAUGCCAUCGAAAACCAGAUAUUCUGUGUUGAGGCAUCAUUACGUGAAUAUUUUAUUGAGGAAGGGAAGCAACCUCUUAAAUGGGUAAACCUUAAUGAGGAAGAACGUGAUGAUUUAGCUGCAUUUCUCACUGGGACAACACCUACUAUACGAGGUCCAAAAGAUGAACACCUGGAACCUGUACCUUCUUAUGAAGAAUCUAUUCAUGAGACCUGUAAUAGAAGACGAGAAGCAAGCAGUAACCAGAGCAGCUUAGAUAUUAGCGAUAAGGUUGAAGAAAUUCAAGAUGCACAGUUUGUCAUGAAACUUCAAGAUAAUGAAAUUUCACGUUCAAGGGAUGAUGUUGUAUGCCAUACAGAGAGGACAACCAAUGGUAGAAGAGUGUGGAGUUCACCUAACUUUGAUACUUUGACAAUUGUUAUUCCUGAUGAAGAUGAACGGAGAAACCCAAUGCCAACGGUGGAGCCCACACCUAAAGAAAAAGGAUCCAGAACAAACCUCUGGAGGCAAACUGGACGGGAGUUUCUUCCAGCAAAAAUUGCUGGUCAUGUAUGCAGUCAGCUCUUUGCUAGGUUUCUGGUUCGCAGACAAUUCCAGAGUUCAAGGAAUCUGCAGCGUGGUUGCUCAGUUCAACUUACACUUGCUCUGAUGUUAACAAUUUUCUUAUUGGUGCCCUUUGUACUUUAUUCAACUUGACAGUUCUGUAUGAGACAUCUACAAUAUAGCAGUGGUUACAACAACAGAUUUAGAUCACAAAGCUCUGGAGAAAUGAAGGUGUUGUUUCCAGAGGAUUGAAGCAGGCCAAUUUUAUUUUUGUUGCUAUAAAAAUUGUGGAAGAGGCAGCAAGAAUUAGGAUUUAGGGUUUGUGUCACGAAUAUCAAUAUGUAUUAUAGCCAGGAAUUGUGGUUUUUGUGUAUUGGGUCUGUCGUUUCUCACUUACUCUAUUGGGAUUAUUGGAAGAAUCAAAGAUUGAUGAUCGACAUAUCAAAAUCAUCUCAUUAAAUAUAAUUUGUUUUACAUGUAUAAAAACUUCUAUAGAAAUAAUUUCAUGGAAUCAAAUUUGAAAUUAUUUCUCUA